Molecule: messenger RNA, 2726 nt
Organism: Saccostrea echinata
Lineage: Eukaryota; Metazoa; Mollusca; Bivalvia; Ostreida; Ostreidae
Product: ubiquitin carboxyl-terminal hydrolase BAP1-like
Exons: 13
Coding region: 43-1848 (601 amino acids)
Biological process (GO): ubiquitin-dependent protein catabolic process; protein deubiquitination
Cellular component (GO): cytoplasm
Molecular function (GO): cysteine-type deubiquitinase activity
Source: RefSeq, a predicted model, not a curated record
UAACACAUAUUCAUCGAAAAAUCAGAUUUAUUUCGCUAAAAUAUGAACAAAGGAUGGCUGGAGCUGGAGAGCGAUCCUGGCUUGUUUACCUUGCUGAUCGAAGAUAUGGGUGUGAAAGAUGUCCAGGUUGAAGAAAUCUAUGAUCUUCAAAAGGCAAUUGAAGGGACUGCGUAUGGGUUCAUUUUCCUGUUCCGAUGGAUUGAGGAAAGAAGAAGUCGACGUAAAACAACAACGGAAGAAGAAUCGUUUGUACAGGAUGAGAAUGUUGUCAACAACAUUUUCUUUGCACAACAGGUGAUACCUAACUCCUGUGCCACCCAUGCCUUGCUGAGUGUGCUGCUGAACUGUGAUGAGAGAGUCAAGCUGGGGGAGGCUCUGUCUAAACUGAAGGAAUUCUCCAGAGGAAUGGGACCAGAGGAUAAAGGUGUAGCCAUAGGAAACAUGCCAGCUUUAGCUUCAGCUCACAACAGUCAUGCAAGACCUGAGCCUCGUCACCCACCAGAGAAGCAACAGGGAUUGUCCACGGUGAGAACUAUGGAGGCCUUCCAUUAUGUCAGUUAUGUCCCCAUUAAUGGCCGGUUAUUUGAACUGGAUGGAUUGAAGCCUUACCCUAUAGAUCACGGUCCAUGGGAGAGAGAUGAAUACUGGACAGAGAAGUUCAGAAGAGUUAUCACAGAGAGAUUGGGCAUGGCCACGGGAGGAGAGCCCUAUCAUGACAUACGUUACAACUUAAUGGCCGUGGUCCCAGACAAACGGUCUCUAUACGAACACAAACUGGCCACACUGAAGACUAAUAGACAGAUAGUUCUGGAGACGUUACAACAGAUGGUCAAAGUGACAAAUCCAGGUCUGACGUCAGCGGACAGAGAUAAAUACCUGGCCGCAGUGAAGCAACAGGGAAAACUAGCAUUUAAGAAUGGACAGGAACCAGUUCAGAGGACCAGUACAGACACAAAGAAACAGGAAACAGCCUCAACAUGUCCUACACAAAAUUCUGAGCCUGCAGAGGAAAUCAUUUGUGUUGAUGAUUCAGACAGUGACACUGCAAGUAAACAGGAAAAUGAAACUAAAGUGGAAAGUGAAAGUAAUGUGGAAAGUGAAAGUAAAGUGGAGAGUGAAAGUAAAAUGACUGAAGAAAAUAAAAAGCUUGAGGUGCUUUCAAAUGUAGAGGAGAAACUAAGUGAGGAACAAGAUCAGAAUUCAGAAAGCAAAGCUCCAGUGGAAGACAAGAAAACAGAGGGUAAUUCAGACAUUGUUGACAAAAGCAAGAUUACCAUGAUGGAAGAGGGAGCUUCAGCAUCAUCAGAUCUUACAAAGCCCUUGACAAUUGAGACCAAAUUCCCAGAAUCCACCACAUCCUCGGGCCCCGGGAGUGAGAGUACAGACACAGCAUCAGAAGUGGGCAGUUGUUUUAGCUCCCCCAACAGUGGCUUCAAUUCCUGUCAGAAUAGUCCCCAGACAGACAAUGACGGGACCGCAAACAAAGAUGGCCAGUCACAGCCCACAAGACACAAGAGAAAGUUCAGUGGAAACCAGCCAUUUACACCAAAGGAUCUAUUGGCUUUGUUAAAAAAUGUGGAAAAUGAAAUCAAGCUGUGUGAAGUGAAUCUCAAGGAUGAAAUAGAAAAGAGGAGGAAAUAUCAGAUCGAUGACUGUAGAAGAACCCAUAAUUAUGACCAGUUUAUCUGCACAUUUUUGUCCAUGCUGGCAAAGGAGGGACAUUUGGCAGACCUUGUAGAGAAACACUCAUUGAUCAAGAAACGACAGACAAGCCUGAGUCUAGGGCGGGUGUCAAACAUCAAAACAGCAGCAGAGAGGAGGCGGGUCAGAACCAACAGGAGGCGGUGACAAACAUCUAAAACUUAAUCUGAUUGGACAGUUUGUUAUUGGGUGUUUGUUUCAUUCAUGAUUGGCAGUUUGACUUCAGUUGUGACAUAAUUUAUGUGUUCAGAUUAUUUCAUGUUGUGAAAAGAAAGAUGGAGAAAGAGUGCUGAAUAUAUGACUGCUAGUUUAUGUGAAUUUAUACUGUGUUAUGGACGAUAUCAUUCCUGUAUGGGUGUAAUAUGAACAUUAUUUUGGUGUGUGUGUGAUUGUGUGAAUAAUUUUCAUGUUUUUAACAGAUGAGUAUCUUUGAUAGUUCAUUAUUGCAUUUUAAGUGUCAUACCUGUAUUCCAUCCAGAAUUAUGAAGAAAAAAGAUUAUUAACAUUUGUUCAAAAUUUUGCUCUUUGAAUAGUGGGGGUAAUUUUAAAUCUUGUAUAUGAUCAUAAUAAAAGAUAAUGUAUUAUAAAGGCAAAUAUUUAGUCUGUAAUUUGCAGAUGUACAAUGUAUGUAAAUAAGCAAGUAUAUACAUGUUGUUAAUAUAUGUACACACAUGUAUAUAUAAGCAUUUGGUCUAGCUAAGAUUUGAUUGUAACACGGUACAUACGGAAUCUCUCAUCUUUGACCAUACAUGUAUUUGACCAAGAAAUAUCACAGAAAUGUGACAUUACACUUUAUGCACACAGAUGUUUGUUGUGUUUAAUAUUUCUCCCUCUGCAUUUCUUGUAAAAUUUGUUUUAAUAGUCAUUUAUAUCGGUGUGAGGGGAGGAGGCAAUCUUUUGACACUGAUUUGUGUUAUUUGAUGCCAUUGUCUUAUAAUUUUGUGCAAUACAUUGCUUGUGUUCAUUAGGCCUUUAAGAUUUACAUGUACCAGUUUGCCCAGUUAAAUAAAUAUGCAUAUACUGUU